Molecule: messenger RNA, 930 nt
Organism: Echinostoma caproni
Lineage: Eukaryota; Metazoa; Platyhelminthes; Trematoda; Plagiorchiida; Echinostomatidae
Source: the annotation of a GenBank genome assembly
AUGGAAGAUCUUUGUUUGGGUUUUGACUGUGUAUUUCUUUUUGGUUUGCUAUCAAGUUAUCGCAGACUAGCUCUUCGCUUUCAUCCAUGUCGCGCCAAAGCAGGAGAAGAGUUCAAGGAAAAAUUUGAGGCCAUUUCUGAAGCAUAUGAUGUUUUAUCAGACCCCGAGAAACGAGCCAUUUUUGAUCAGUUCGGUGAAGAAGGCCUUAAAACGCGAGCACCAUUGCCGGAUGAAUGGAGUCAUCCUUACGUAUAUCACGGGGACCCACACAGGACAUUUAUGAACUUCUUCGGAACGGAUAAUCCUUUCAACCAGUUUCAAGAAGAGAUCGAUUAUCAAGUUCGUAGUAAUUUCGGUGGCCCUGGUGGUCGCGGUCAGCCGAAGCAAGAUCCACCAAUUGAACGGGAGAUGUUUCUAAACUUAGAAGAAGUCUAUAAUGGCUGUAUCAAAAAGAUGAAAGUAUCAAGAAGGAUUAUGAACGAAGAUGGCCACACCAGCAGCAUUCGUGAUAAGGUACUCACUUUGACUGUUCGGCCGGGAUGGCGAGAAGGCACUCGAAUUACAUUCGCAAAGGAAGGUGAUCAAGGUCCCAACACCAUCCCUGCCGAUAUUGUCUUCAUUCUACGAGAUCGUCCGCAUCCGCAUUUCAGACGUGAAGGAGUGGACUUGAUUUUUACUUCUGCUGUUCCAUUAGCGCAAGCCCUACUGGGUUGUAUUGUGGAUGUGCCCACAUUGGAUGGUCGAUUGCUGCACGUUCCUAUUACGGAAAUUAUCCACCCGGGUUAUGAGAAAGUGGUGCCUGGUGAAGGUAUGCCUUUGGCCGAUGAACCAGGCAAAAACGGGGACUUGCGAAUCCAAUUCAACAUUCAAUUUCCCCGGAAACUGAACGCCGACCAGAAACUACUCAUUGAGCAGGCACUGUUCACCUAA